This is a messenger RNA of Cavia porcellus (domestic guinea pig), 7517 nucleotides long. It is a transcript of the gene Ccser2, whose product is annotated as coiled-coil serine rich protein 2. NCBI's taxonomy places the organism in Eukaryota, Metazoa, Chordata, Mammalia, Rodentia, Caviidae. Gene Ontology annotation, cellular component: microtubule cytoskeleton. The transcript has 13 exons. Gene Ontology annotation, biological process: microtubule bundle formation. Gene Ontology annotation, molecular function: microtubule binding. The coding region runs from base 653 to 3802 and encodes 1049 amino acids. The record is from RefSeq and is a predicted model, not a curated record.
CUGCUGCUGCUGCUGCGGCUCGGGCGGCGGGGCCCUCGGGGAUGUGACGCCGUCGCGUCACCUUCGGACCUCGGACCGCGGGUCGCUGGGCGGCCGGCAGCCGGGCCUCGGCCGAGGAGGCAGCGGGACCCGCCACGGUAGAAGUAUUUGGUGGUUGCCUUCACUCAGCUCCUUUUACUUGGAUUCAGGUUCGGAAGUCCUUCGGUGACCUGUCACGGUGUCUAUGGCGAACAUCCAAACCUUUCACCAUUUCUGGGCCUUCCUGUGUAGUCCUGGCUGGCUUUGAACUCAAGGUGAUCUGCCUGCCUCAGCCUUCCGAGUGCUGAAAUUGCAUGCGUGUGCCAGCAUGCCCAUCUGUUCAACCUUCAGAGUUUUGCCAUUAGAAGAACCAAAGCCUGAACAGGCAAGGCUCACUAUGUGGUUCAGGCCGGCUUUGAACUCACUGAACUAUAAAAGCCCAGAUUGGUAUCAAACUCAUUUGAUCCUCCUGCCUCAGCCUCCCAAGUGCUGGAAUUACAUGCAUGUGCCACCAUGCCUGGCAUUUGGCCAGAUUUAAAAGUCUUAACGAAUUAAAAACAGUGUUAUAAAAAUAUGCCAAGAAAAGUGACCCAAGGUUCUGACAAAUUUUAAGAACAAAUGCACCUUGUAGCUCAUGGAAGAAAAAACACAGAUCAAAACAUUUUUGGGUUCCAAGUUGCCGAAGUAUGGAGCAAACCCUGUGAGAAGUACACUGCAGCCAGCGCCCAGUGGGCCAGCUGCUAGUCUGCUGGGCACGUCUAAGGGCGGUCAUGUGGGCAGUUACGUCAGAAACCAUGGGUCUGAGUGCGCACUGGCCCAUUCAUUCCACUGGAGCAAAGCAAGUAAAUGCCAGCUUAGUGCUCAGAGUGCUGAAGGACCUGGUCAUCCUCGAAGUUUACAUGGUAAAUCAAUCGGUCCUGAAAAGCAUGCUCCCAUUCCAGGAAGGUUUGAUAAAAAUGGAGUAAGAGGAGGCUUGCAAAGUGCUUGUUUAUUCACAUCAAAGAUAGCAAAGCCAUCUACCAUGUUCGUGCCAUCCACAGAAGAACUAAACCCAAAGUCUUUUUCUGGACCCUCUAGCUUGGGUACCUUCCCCAAGGGCCCCUUACUGGGAAGGACUCCGUUCUCUUCAGCCGGCGGUCCGAGGGCACCGCUUGGUGGGUUUUAUGGCAGCCCGUCCGCCAGCAGCAUGCAGAGGCCUCGGGCAAACCCCUGUGCCGCCAGAAGCAGCUCUGGAGAGAGUCUGGCGCAGUCGCCAGACAGCGGUAAGCCCACGCCCUGUGAGAGGAUGGUGAGGUCCCAGAGUUUCUCACAUUCCGCGGAGAGUUCAUUCCUGCCCCCCUCGUCCAUAAGCAGGUCACAUUCCUUCAACAGGGCUGCGGACCUCACGCAGCCCUACCCGGGCCAGCAGCGGCCCGUGCGCGUGCCUCUGCGGUCAGGCAUGCUGGCCAGAGGCUCCCGGCAGCCGGAAGCGCUCAACAGGAACGAGCCCGGGGGCUUCGGCUUCGGGCGGCCCUAUGCUGCUCCGGGGGGGAAGAAGCUGGCUCUGCCAAACGGCUCCGGCCUGACGUCCUCCUUGGGCUACCGGAUGGUUCACCCCUCCCUCCUGAAAGCUAGCCGACCUCCAUUUGCGGGGACUCUCACCGUGGAUGGUAAUAAAAAUUUGCCCGCUGACGUGUGUGUGGAGGAAGAGACUGCAGAGCUGACCACGGGCAGCACCGCCGAGAAGGACCAAGAGCUCAUUGAGAAUGAAAGUUACAGAACAGAGAGCCAGCAGACCGUGAAGCUUGAUGCUAAGAUUAGGUACCUGAGUGAUGAUGUGGAUGAUAUUUCGUUGUCUUCUUUGUCUUCUUCUGAUAAGAAUGACUUAAGUGAAGACUUUAGUGAUGAUUUUAUAGACAUAGAAGAUUCCAACAGAACUAGAAUAACUCCAGAGGAAAUUUCUCUCAAAGAAGAGAAGCACGAAAGUGAGCCAUCAAAGGAUACCUUUGAUUCUCCUAAGGAAAAUGCAAAGGACUUCAGUAAAGCCGAGGAAUGGCUAGAUCUAAGUGUAUCUGACAGGAGUGAAUGUGCAAAACACACCUGUGGGAAUAACUUAAUAUCUCCGGAUACGGAUUACAGAGCUGGCUCUUCAUUCGAGCUCUCUCCGUCCGACAGCUCUGACGGGACGUACAUGUGGGAUGAAGAGGGCCUGGAGCCCAUUGGCAACGUCCACCCCGUUGGGAGCUAUGAGUCUUCUGAAAUGAACAGCAUAGAUAUUCUGAAUAAUCUUGAAUCAUGUGACCUUGAGGAUGAUGAUCUUAUGCUUGAUGUGGAUCUGCCAGAGGAUGCACCUCUUGACAAUGUGGACUGUGACAAUAUGAACCGCUUCGACCGGCCAGACAGAAAUGUGCGGCAGUCGCAGGAAGGGUUUUGGAAAAGGCCUCCGCAGAGGUGGAGCGGACAGGAACGUUACCACCUCAGCCAUGCCGACCACUACCAUCACCACGGGAAGAGUGACCUGAGCAGAGGCUCUCCUUACAGAGAAGCACCUUUGGGUCAUUUUGAAAGCUAUGGAGGAACCCCCUUUUUCCAGGCGCAGAAGGUGUUCGUAGACGUCCCAGAAAGCACAGUGAUGCUGGACGAGAUGACCCUGCGGCACAUGGUCCAGGACUGCACCGCCGUGAAGACGCAGCUGCUCAAGCUGAAGCGGCUGCUGCACCAGCAUGAUGGAAGUGGGUCAGUGCACGACGUCCAGCUGUCCUUGCCCUCCAGUCCGGAACCAGAAGAAGCUGACGAGGCAUACAAGACCGAAGAUUUAUUAAAUGAAAUAAAACAGCUUAAAGAUGAAAUAAAGAAAAAAGAUGAAAAAAUUCAACUAUUAGAACAUCAACUUGCAACCCGGUGUAACUGCCACCAAAAGUCAAAAGAGGAAAAAUGCACAUACGCUGAUAAAUACACCCAAACACCCUGGAGAAGGAUCCCUCCUCAAGUACUACAGCCUUCCAGCAGCCUUCCCAGACCCACAGACCACGCCCAGGGAAAACUAACAAAGCUGCCACACACAGAGGCCCGCAGUGAGGGCGCGGCCCAGGGCCCGUGUCAGGACAGUGCGCAGCCCGAUGGAAGCUGCUCCCGCGGCUCGCAGCAGGAAGACAGCCGCGGCUCGAAGGACCGGCCUUGCCCCGCCAGCCUGCAGCUCACGGUGGACACAGCACAGAGUACACCUUGUGGCGCGACCUCGGACAGGGCCAUGCACACUCCAGAGCCUCCCCACUUGGAAAGGAAUCAGAGCACUGGCGCACAGCUUGUGCUGUCUUCUCACCGAACAGCUGCCCAGUCAAGCGCAGGGGACCAAGCUCCGGGGGCUGGAAGAGACCCGUCUCUGUGGGUGGGCUGCCCGUCACAACCCAGGUCCGUGCAGCUGUCCAGGCCAUCCCUCUUGAGCUCUGUAGCACUUCCUCCACACACCGCAUCCUCUCCAAGUAAGACUUCCACUUCUGAGAAGUCUCUCAUAGUCACACCAUGCAGUUCACCAAGACCUCGGCCACUAUCUGGCCAAGCAAGCCUGACCAAUCUGAGUUUGAAAGCAUCUAAGCUCCGUCCCCCUUCCACCUCUUUCAAGCAAAAACAGAUAGGCAACCCCAGCCCUCGACUAGAGCCUCAGAACUUCCAGGCCAAGACAAGCAUCCCAAGGCCGCUAGCACGGCAGAAAGAAAUCAUGCAGACUCCAAAUGGCAAUUUGCAUUCUGGGGAUUGUUUGGCUUCUAAUCGAUAUUCUCGUCUUCCUAAACCAAAGAUAUAUUAAGUGCAUAGCCAGCACCUGCCAUUUGCUGUUCUUUGAAAGUCUGUUGUGUAAUAGCUUUAUGUGCGGUUUGCUACCAUGUUGGAGGUUCUGUUGAAAGCCUGCAAAUCUCAAAAUGAAGUCGGGGGAGUCUGCACUAGUUGGGCUUCUCCACGUCGUGUCCUGGCUGAAGUACACACCACGGGAGCACGCUUGUCUCAGGUAAACACAAGUCUGCUGACCAUCUCGGAGGCCCUCGCAGCUCCAGUCACACUGUCCGUCCCUGCGCAUUGUGAAGGUCGUGAUGUCCACUGAGCGGGCAAGAGCUGCUUCGCUGAUUCUUCCUCCUGUGGCCUGUGCCGCUGAGGUGUCAAGCUCACCCCAGGCACUGUCCCGGCAGUGCAGCUGCCAUCACCUGAAGAUGUGGUGGUGACAGAGGUGGUCACCUGCGAGCGAGCAGAGCUCUGGCCAGUGUCUGUGCAUUCUAACGGCUAUGCAGAAGCUUUGUGACAAAUAAAAGAGAUCAGGCUUUACUGGGAGCUCUGUGUACGUUUCAUUUUCCCCUGCUGGAAUCAGCAAGUUUUACUAGUUUGUUCAUUUCCAGAGGGAUUGCCCCGCUGAAAGUGUUCAGUAUUGUAUAUAAGCCGUUACACUUUGCUUUAACGUCUUGUUCCUCAUACACACAUUACUACUGUGCUUGUAUUGGUACUGGCAGUUGUGGAGAGCUCGUGGUACACCUCGAAACCCAUUCCUAAUGGGGAUCUGUCUGUAACGUGUGUUGGUGCUAGAGUUCUGCUGACAGUUCAGCUUCGAACCCUGUAGACCUACCCUACCCAUCAUAGCUGAUUUAAGGUUCCACAGCAUAUAUUUUAAAUUAAGUCUUUAUUAUAAUAUUUAUAUUUAUUGAUUCUGCUAAUAUCCGAAGACUGGAAUAAUGAACUUGAAAUAUUUGCACAAAACUUUGUUGGGAUACAAGUAUCCCACACAUAGAGACUUAAAGUUUAUUUUCUAUAGCAAAAUAAGUUAAAAUAUUUUGAAAAAUUAAAAUGUAAAGACUCUUGAAAAACAAUUCAUAACAGUUUUGCUUUUUUGAGUUUCCUAGAUUUCUCUUUUCAGUUGGUGCAUGUAUGAAUGACAGUCCCUUGAAAAGUAGAUUUGGGAAGGAAAAUAGGACGGUACAGGGAAAUUAUGUUUUAUUAGGAAAUAUUUUAAGAGAAAAACGCUCCUUUAUUUUAACGUGCUGCCCAGGUAGCUGUGGAACCUCCAAGCCAUCACGCACGCGCACCCAGUCACGAUUUGGGCCAGCUGUCAGGCGGUGGAGGAAAUCUGCCCUCUGUUCUCUUAGGUCACAUCAUCUUUAGGCUGGUUGUCCGAGGCUAACUGAAUUGGAAUUAGUCUUUUUAGACAAAAUAUCUUAAAAGAUCAGUUUAUGUUUUGAUUAAUCAAAUAUAUAUCAAAAGAAAUUCAGUCCAAAAAAAGCACUCGAAUUUCUAGGGAUUUCUUUAAGAAAUGUGCAUUCCUGAAGUUACCUGCUCUCUCUCAGCAGAAAAUAGCAAGUGCUUGAGUGGGGUUGGCAGAGCGGUGUGUGCUCCAUGUGGACGCAGGCUUCCUUCCCGGGGCCACCUGCCUGCAGCCCCAGGAACCUGGUCCUAGACUGGCUCCAGAUGGGCGGCAUGGCUCAGUGUGGUGUGCAGACUCCUGUGCUGCGCGGUCCAGCCCUGCUGGCAUAGAGUCGCAGUGCUCUGAGCCGAGCUCUGCCUGGGGACGGAGCCGGGCUAGGCGGGCACUGCUGGGAAGGUGGGGAUGCGGUCUCUGACUGUCAAGGAGACGGAAAGCUGACUUCAUGGCUGGCAGGUUGGGUACUGUCUGACUUCUGCAAAGCAAAUUGUGCUGGUGAAUUACUCAGUGGGCUUCUGGUUUGUUUAGAAGUUUGGUAUAGAGCCUUAUGAAAUAUCAUUUACAAGUUGGCCUUAUCCUUAGGGAAAACUUUUUACAUUUUUAUUUUUAACCCCCUAGUCUAAAAAAGUGUCUAUAUUGCCUGUAACAUAAAAGUAUUGACUCCAGUAUUUAUGCCUUUGUGCUGUUUUUGUUCUCUUUGGUGAACCUGCAGAAACAUUAGCUCAUGGAUGGUUCCACUUCUCUGUACCUCUGUUAGGCCCUGCUCUUGGCAGAAGACAGGGUCAUCAAUAUAAUUAUGAAGCGUAUUUAAGAGCAAAAAUAUCUAGACUGCUCAUACAAGUAACAAAGUUUUUUUUUUUUUUUUUUUUGCAGUUUUCUUCAAUAGCUGCAGUGUCAUGCUGGUUGCUUAGUCAGUGUAAGUCAGAAGUGGACAUGUGCAUCACCAGGCCCAGUCAUCAGAGCCUAGCCUCUUGGGCUGUCUGUCUGUCUGUCACUUCUGUAGAUCAGCUCUGGCCCAAGCCUCCCUCCUGCAAAAGCUGAGGUCACCGAUUCUCGUAGUUACCGUGGGGUCAGCAAAGACCUGGAGAUGUGUAAAUUCACAGUCCUGAGGAAGAAGUUGCCCUGGGUGGGUUUGUUUCACAUUUAGGAAAGGGGAAGUUGAGAGUAUGCAGAACCAUGGAUUUGGCUAUUAUAGGAGCACGUGUUUUUUCAAAGACAGCUUGGCCCGAAGGAGUUUAUACGUCUAGCUAAAGAGUAUGUUAAGGCAGUAAACAAAGGACUACAAAGUCACGUCAUUUAGAAUGUUUCUAAUACCUGCGACCAUCUAGCGUUUUUCUUUUGGAGUCUCAUUUUCACUUGUGCAAUAUUUCCAGGCAUCUAAGACUACUGUGCAUUGUAUUAUAUAGACAUUAGGGGACUUACAAAGUAUUUUAACAAGUAAAAUCUGGAUAUGAAAGAAUAUAUCAGAUUUGCACUUUAAAAGAGCUUAACUGCUUGGAGUUGUGCCUGAAAUGCCAAGACGCCUCCCCGGUGUGGCUUAGUGGAGUCUGGCCUUGUUGCUGUGUGAAGAAGCUAGCGGUGGAGCCCCUCCAAAUUCUGUCCCCAGCGUGGCCCUCUGCCAUUAAAAAACCACGUUGUCCUUAACCGUUCCGUUGUCCCUGAAGUCACUUACUCACGUUACACAGCGAAGAGAACGGCCCCCCAGGCCUCUUCCCAGCCUUGCUCUGUGGCUGCUCUCACAGCUGCGCCCCGGGGUGCACUGGGGCUGCCAGGGCUCAAGGCUCCGCUCCUGCUCCUUGGCGCCCCACCUCUCCUCACGCAGGGUCCUGUGGCCUGUUCCUUCAGGCUGCGCCGCUGCGUGCUUGUGCACACAUUGGAAAAUUAAUUAUAAGACACCUUAGGUUUCUCCUUGGGGAUGAUGGCCUUGCAACUUAAUUCUGAUGCUCGAAUUCUGUUUACUCAGUGUUUUUACAUGUUCUGUUCUGUUUUCUAUUGCAGCCAUUUGAGAAUACGUUUGUAUAAAUGAUUAUGGAGGUUGGCGCCAAUGUACAACUAGUUAUUAAAAAUACAUGUCUUGUUGGGGGGAAAGUUACCCACAUUCUCCUUGGUAAAGCAUUGCUAGAGCAAACCAAUGCCCUGAAAAUUUAUGGUCUCUUAAAUCACGACUAAACACAAAAGUAAUACCCACAGUAUUGUUUUCCACGUUGACUUUAAAAACUGGUUUAGAGUACAUACUGUACAUUAGAACUUGCUUGUAAAGUGAAGUGUAAAGACCAGAUGUAAAGUCUCUUUCAUGAAAAUCUUGGCAUAGUAGGUAAAAAUAAAGUUCGUAAUUACAAAA